ACCAAACUCACCUCAACGUCCAAAGCAAGCUCCACUAUGGCAACUUCUCCAUCCAAGUUGGCCCAGCAAGUGUCUUCGCCUGCUAACUCUGAUAGACCAGACAUAGUGGCAGCGCCAGUGGCAGAAGAAGCACUCAGAAACUUACUUACUCAUCUCAAUCUUGCUGAAGCAACAACAGCAACAGCAUCUCCAGCUGCAGAAGCAGUGAUAUCAUCACGCAAGAAGAAUGAUGAUGAAGACACUACAAGCUGGACAAGUGACGAUUUUGAUUUGCUCAGCUCUGGUCGUUCUAUCAGCAGUAUUGAUAGAAAUCACAAUAAACACAGUGAUGAGGAUUCAUUCCAAGAAAUUACAUACGAAAGCGACGACUACUCAGAUUGGAGUUCCGAUAGCAAUGGCUCGUCUGUUGCUACCCCUCGACAAGCUCGGCCUUUGUCACAGUCUCAAUCUCAGUCUCAGUCACAUUCACCCCAGUCUUCGCCAACGGGUCCUUCGUUCCCUUCACCUUCUGCACCACCUGCGUCAGAGCCAUUAAAUACUACUGAUGCUGCUGCUGAUAGCGAUAGUGAUGGUGAUAGUGAUGAUGAUGAUGCGACCGAUUCCAUUACGGUUGUAGCAAUGGUUUCUACAACUGCACCAGUAGUAGGAUCCUCAAAUGUGGCACUACUGCCGAUAGUUACAAAGAAGGUUAACUGUGCGCGAAAUUAUUCACAACUUCAGUCAAAGAGCUCCAGACGUAAUCGAAGCCACAAGAGAGAUUGUCAUGGCCGUAAUGCUCCACCAGCACCAGUAUCAGCCGCAACGGAUAGGGAUGUGGCUAUUAUUGAGCAAAUUCCGAACUCAUUAUGGGUCAAAAUCUGCUCGUACCUGUAUCCAUCUCAACUAGCGCGUCUUUCACAGGCAAACAAGAUGCUAUACAAGGUUGUGACGGGGCUUUCUUGUUGGACCCUGUGGUACAACAACAGGAUGCAUGGGCUACCAAAAGUCACAGUACAAAAAAUUCCCGAAUUAAUGGCGUCACACAACUUUAUGCUUUAUAUGUGCGUGCUAAGUCUACAAUUGUGUGAACAAUGCUUCCGCAAGUGCGACGGACGACGACAACCAGCUGGAAUGACAGUAAUGCCCUUGCCCGUAGCAUGGCAGCCCUCCUCAUUGCUACCUCCACAGUGUACACAAGAUCGUAAACAACAUGGUGAUAAGGGACAUCGGGAACAAGCGCAAGAAAAGCAGUGGACAAUUCGACUCUGCUUAAAUUGUCGUAAACAACAUUUUGAGAAAUAUCCCGAACCACUCCCCGAGGCCCUUAUGGUUGCUAAAGCAACGGUUUAUAAAACAAAAAGGGAGAUGAGGGCAGCAUAUCACCUUGGCCGACGGCAGUUUCAAAAGAUUAAGGAUCGAAAAUCAUCUGGAACAGCGAAGAAUAGAGGAACACCACCUGUGUUAUAUUCAGAGGCUGAGAUAUUACGCAGAGCCCGUGAGAUGCAUGGUGGUGAUGUUGGAGUCCAAGCGUUCGGUAACGACGUGUCAGGUCUGUGGGAGACGAUGGUGCAUCGUUGCGCCGAGUACCAUCAUCGACGAAUGGAGGCGGAACAGGCUCUUAAAGAAGGCAGCAACGAAAAGUAAAAAGCUGGAGUGUGUUGAGGUCAGACAAGCUGACAAACUCAGCAUGUUUUGCAUAAGUCACAAAAGG
Messenger RNA from Lobosporangium transversale, 1690 nucleotides. RefSeq lists its product as hypothetical. Gene Ontology annotation, molecular function: protein binding. The record is from RefSeq and is a predicted model, not a curated record. Bases 37 to 1623 code for a protein of 528 amino acids. NCBI's taxonomy places the organism in Eukaryota, Fungi, Mortierellomycota, Mortierellomycetes, Mortierellales, Mortierellaceae. The transcript has a single exon.